Molecule: messenger RNA, 2589 nt
Organism: Capronia epimyces CBS 606.96
Lineage: Eukaryota; Fungi; Ascomycota; Eurotiomycetes; Chaetothyriales; Herpotrichiellaceae
Exons: 4
Coding region: 1-2589 (862 amino acids)
Biological process (GO): positive regulation of transcription by RNA polymerase II
Cellular component (GO): nucleus
Molecular function (GO): transcription cis-regulatory region binding; DNA-binding transcription factor activity, RNA polymerase II-specific; zinc ion binding
Source: RefSeq, a predicted model, not a curated record
AUGCCGCGCCCAAAGAAACCCGAUCAGGAUGGAAAAGAGGUCAAGAAACGCUCGAGGAAUGGUUGCUGGCCUUGCAAGUCCAGGAAAGUGAAAUGUGGAGAGGAGAAGCCCACAUGCAUCAACUGUCAACGACAAGGCGAAACCUGCGACUACAGCAUCCGAUUGAACUGGGAUGGUCGAAGUAGAAAGAAAGACGAUGGGAAGUUUGGCGCACAGAUGAUAUCUUUUGGCGGCCCGCAACCUACAUCGCAGCCUGUAUCAAAUGGUCACUCGAACGGUGCGCAGGGUCAGAUAUCGCCUCCUCGAGCGUCCUAUGUCCGAUCACAGCCUCCUUCAACUUACAGCGUCAAUCCGCCUGCACCAGACUCGGUGCCACCGUCUACCGUCCAAUUCACAAACGAUGUCUCUCUCCCCGCCUCGGAUUUUAAUCCAGCCAUACUCCCACCUCCUCCUAUACUACACACUCCGCAAUGGGGCGACACGGUGAUCAACUCUUGUCUCCAAGACCACCCUUCAAUGCCCUCGUUGCGGCAGACUCUCUCCCUCCCGUCGUACCCCUCCCCUUCAGACUCGAGCUUUGGGAGUCCCAAUCUCAACAAUGGAAUCUAUAAUCUCAACACCGGACAGUCCAUGCAGAUGCCUCCACCCAUGCCUACUUCCAAUCCGAUGGGUUAUCAGGAAUCUGUGGACUCGCCCUAUUACAGCGCGAAGAGAAUGAAACUAAGUCCGCGGACAGAUAGCUAUGGGAGAAGCCUAAGUGACCAGCGGGCGAGUUCGUACGGCCUCAAUGAAACAGAGGAGCCAGCUCGAGUCCAUUUCAACCCAAACACCCCUACUUUCUUCCCGUCUUAUCUAAACAAUCCAUUGACACCAGCGACCUCUGCGACUUCACACAUUUCACAGGACAACGAGGAUCGACGCAUCUCUGUGAGCUCUCUGCUGUCGGAGGAUCCAGAACCGGAUGAUACGAAAGCACCUUAUCAACCCGACCAGAACACCCUCCAAGAGGACCAAAUCCCGAGACGUGGAUCGCUCCAUCAGCGAAUGGUGUCGUACUCGGAGACCGAGACAUAUGGUCAAGACCGCGGCAAUGUGGAUCUUGAUAUUCCUCGAAACAACGACACCAUGGCCAUUUCCGGCAUGUCUCCCUCCGAGCACAGUGAUUUUGAGUCCUGGCUGCACGGCACUGACCUUGGUGUAUCGGAGUUUGGCUUUGGCCUUGCAAGUCGAGAGACGGUGUUUGCAAAAGGUGGAUACUACAAUGCGCCGGUGCAGAUCAAGAUACCUCGAAAGUUGGAACCAUUACCGCGGACGCUAUCGGAAAACCCGAUGAAUCUGUUGUAUUUCCAUCACUUCCUCAACCACACGGCUAGAAUUCUUGUUCCGCAUGACUGUCCGGAAAAUCCAUUCAAAACAAUUUUACCAAAGAUGGCGGUGGAUAAUCCCAACCUUCUCAAUCUUUUACUUGCCUAUUCAGCAUGUCACCGAGCGAGAUUGUUGAACCAUCCGGAACCGGUCAACCGGAUCGCCAUGUGGGUUCGAGAUGUCUUUCCCUCGCUACGGCAGACUCUGGACAAUGUGUCCAACACGGAGAUUUCGAACGCGAAUCUGGCCACAGCUAUCAUGCUGGCUUCUUUAGAGAUCAUCUCGCCUUCGAGUUUCGGAGUGUCGAUACCUUGGCAGAACCAUCUCAGCAUUGCACGGAGCAUCAUUCGCUCUCGAGGCGGGCCGAAUUCGAUCUCACGCAAGGAUCCGGUCAUGUACUUCUUGACAAGAUGGCUGGCAUACCUCGACGUGCUGGGGUCGUUGUCUGGGAGACGUAAUGAAGAGCCGCUCUUUGCCGGGAAUUACUGGUCCAGUUCGCACGAGGACAGCACUUCAGCCAAGGAAUUGUCCUUGACAGAUGAUGAUGGUGACGAUGACGACGAUUACACGAUUGAUUGUUUGCUCGGGUUCACCACACGGUGUGUUUCAAUCCUAGCGCAAAUCGCUCUGUUGGCUCGACAGUGUGAGGCUGGUGGCAGGAUUGACCCGGACACCGGACAAAUCAAUGAGUCCUGGAGACCUUCGAUGGAGAUACUGAAAAAGGCGGAGAAGCUGCGAGUCGACCUGGAAAAGGCGCGCAAUCACGAGCAGAUCCAAUGUUCGCACCACAGCCCUCAACUCACCAAGGCACAGUUGGCGGGUUCUCGGCGGAACUCGGCCUACCUGGACAUGUCUGAGAAGGACGCAGAAGAGUCAUUAGCCACCAACUCUGCGUUUCACGCGGCGGGACUGGUCCAUUUACUUCGCCGCAUCCACAACUUACCGCGCAGUGACCCAGAGGUGCAAAAGGCGGUGCAUGAGGUUGUCAAGAUCCUCCAAACCAUCCGGGCGGGUGGAAGCGCUGAAGCUUGUCUAUUGUUUCCCAUGUUUACAGCGGGGGUCGAAGCUGAAGACUCGUUGGACCGAGCGGAGGUGCUGAGUCGCAUCAAGGGAGCGGAGGAACUGGGACUGUGUCAAGUGAGUCGUGCUCGCAAGAUCAUGGAGGAGGUUUGGAGAACAGGCAUGAGCUGGGAAACCUUGGUCACUGGGGAAUUCUUUGGUUGA